Coccomyxa subellipsoidea C-169 is the source of this 931-nucleotide messenger RNA. RefSeq lists its product as hypothetical. The transcript has 6 exons. NCBI's taxonomy places the organism in Eukaryota, Viridiplantae, Chlorophyta, Trebouxiophyceae, Coccomyxaceae. The coding region runs from base 38 to 622 and encodes 194 amino acids. The record is from RefSeq and is a predicted model, not a curated record.
ACAGUGUCAAACUUGACGUGAAAUUUCAGUAUCCCAGAUGGAGGCUGCGAUAGCUAAACGAGAAGAGCACUUUAGAAUCCAAGCGGAUGGGCGCUGCCAGUGCUUGUUGAACGGUCAUGUCUUCGGCUCCAAUCCGCAGGACCUCUUGAAGUUCAUCGGAGGUGCCAAAUAUCAAAGGCUAUUGGCAAAAGCCGAAAAUGAAAAGCAAAUCAAACGAUAUGAACCCUUCAUCCAUACGUCCAAGAAUUUUGGAGACAAAAUGUACUGCAGUCUGACAUGCCAUUUGAUGAACAAGAACCUGGCAUCAAUUGAAAGGCACGUUCAGGGAAAGAAGUACAGAAAGGCGAAGGAGCUUCAUGAUAAGGGCGAGUUUGAGCUGAUUGUGGAGCCAGACCUUGUUGAAGAGGACGAGGAUGAAGACGAGGAGGAGACUGAGGCUCCCAUGGAUGCGGAUAUUACAAUUCCUUCGCGCCUGCCAACCAUGGAAGAGGAAGCAGGAGUGCAGGGAGACGAGGUUCCAGAAGUAAAAAUCCAGCAGGCGCAAGCAAAGUGCGGCAGCCCUAUGAGGCGGAAGCAAAGGACAGCACAUCACAAGAAAAAGCGUCAGAAAGCAAUGCCUUGACAAGGAUUUCCAUCACCGUGGCUUGUGCGUCCUCUGGGAUGCAGGCGGCUGCGGUAUAUCAAGUAAUGAAGUUGAAACUUUGGGGCAGGCAAAUUAAACACAGUGCAUCGCACUACUUCUUCUAGUCUAGCUCUAGGGGCCACAAAAUGUGUUGAUCGUGUGCACUGGUGAAAAUGCCAUUGAAAUGCCUACGAACGUAGUCUCACUGUACACGGGCUUGUGUUGGAAGUUGCAUGCACAGCUGCAUUUCACCUGGCUGAUCAAAAAUGAUGUCUAUGAGGCUGGCACUGAAACAGCAGAUACUGUGAU